CGGGAAAAUAUGAGAGUGAUAAUUGCAGUUGCAACUUUGAUAGCUGUAUCAGUUGCUGCUCCUCAGGGAGGACCAGACAAAGAUGCGGUCGUAACAAGAUACGAAAGUGAUAAUAUUGGUGUCGAUGGAUAUAACUAUGCUUACGAAACCAGCAAUGGUAUAUCCGGACAGGAACAAGGAACGUUGAACAACGCGGGCAGCGAAAACGAAGCCAUAGCAGUAAGGGGGUCGUACUCGUUCACAGGACCUGACGGUGUCACUUACACGAUUACGUAUGUGGCAGACGAGAAUGGUUUCCAACCGGAAGGGGCUCAUUUGCCUAAAUCUCGUUAAUUUUUUUUAUUAGGAUGAAUAGUAUUUAUACUGUGCACUAGAACUGACGCAAUUUUUGACGUGGUUCAAUUUAUGCUGUAAAUACACUUGAAAA
Aethina tumida (small hive beetle) is the source of this 427-nucleotide messenger RNA. RefSeq names its product flexible cuticle protein 12-like. The transcript is spliced from 3 exons. The record is from RefSeq and is a predicted model, not a curated record. Gene Ontology annotation, molecular function: structural constituent of chitin-based larval cuticle. Lineage: Eukaryota; Metazoa; Arthropoda; Insecta; Coleoptera; Nitidulidae. Bases 10 to 333 code for a protein of 107 amino acids. Gene Ontology annotation, cellular component: chitin-based extracellular matrix.